GCAAGUCAUAGGAAAAAUAAAUUAAAUAAAAGGGCAUCACAUUGCAAGUAAGGAGAAUAUUUGUGUGAUAAUAAAUUUAAUAACAUUUCACGUUAUGUGCUCUUAAUUCUUAACAAAAAUAAUUAAUAAACUUCGCUGGCUUUCCAGUGUUGCCAUCUUGCCACCCCAUGUUAAUGUUCCCCUUGGCACCUUCCAUGUUCCCACUUCAAAACCUCUCCUCCAUUAGACUUUCUCACUUAUUAACAACUCCCCAUUAGCCAUCACAAGAAGAAAAAGAAAAAGAAAAAAGAAAAAGAAAAAAAGAAACAAGACAUAAGAUUUUUAUAUAUAUAUAUAGUUGAUAUAUGACUUUAAUUGGUUUACUUUGUGCAUAAGAUUAUCUCCCUGUAGAUAUAAUAACAUGCUUUUUAGUAAUACCGGUACCAUGGCUUUUGUUCCUGCAGCACCUGAAGAGAAUGACCUCCCUCCUUCCUUCCCUAGUGUCUUUCCCACUUCUUGUGCUCCUCAUCAAGAAUUUCAAGGAAUUUCAUCGGUUUUAAUGAGGAGAGCAAUGUCAUUCGACCAUCAAGAUUCACGAGCGGAUGACAUAGACAUGUCCGAUGAUGAUGGCUCUUCACAAUUACUUGGGGAGAAGAAGAGAAGGCUGAAUAUGGAGCAAGUGAAGGCACUUGAGAGAAGUUUUGAGAUUGGUAACAAACUUGAGCCUGAGAGGAAAAUGCAAUUGGCUAGAGCUUUAGGGUUGAAGCCCAGGCAGAUUGCAAUUUGGUUCCAGAACAGAAGGGCAAGGUGUAAGACUAAGCAAUUGGAGAAAGAUUACGAAAUAUUGAAGAGGCAGUGUGAUAAAAUUAAGGCUGAUAAUGAUGCACUCAAGACUCAAAACAAGAAACUUCACUCUGAGUUGCAGUUACUGACUCUGAGGAACAGAGAAUCAGCUGGAGGUACACCAAUAUUGUUUAAUCUGAACAAAGAAAACGAAGGGUCUAACUGGAACAAUGGAAGUGGUGAUGAGAACAGUACAAUAAUAGAUGUAAAUCUUGGAACCACAACAAGAACAUCAUCAACAAGCAGUCCACAUAACAACCAUGAUGUUUACCCAACAGUUAAUUAUAAAAUAGAACAAACUGUCCCUGAAGAAGGAUUUUGCAACAUGUUCACCAAUGUCGAAGAUCAAACUAAUUUUUGGCCAUUGCCAGUGCAGCAACACUUUUACUGAAUUUUAGUUUCUUUUGAAGUUAUUCAAAUUAAACCAUUUUUUCUUGGUCUUAUUGCAAUUUUUUAUUAAUUGAUUGUGUGUAUAGUGAAAUGCACAUAUGUUACUGUACCAGAAUUAUCACGAAAGACUUGAAAGUGACAUUGUAAGAAAUUGGAAAUUGUUAUUAGUAUUUUAAUUUUCAUUAUUGAGAGAGA
This is a messenger RNA of Lycium barbarum (goji berry), 1407 nucleotides long. Its product is annotated as homeobox-leucine zipper protein HAT7-like. The transcript has 3 exons. Gene Ontology annotation, molecular function: sequence-specific DNA binding; DNA-binding transcription factor activity, RNA polymerase II-specific. Gene Ontology annotation, biological process: positive regulation of DNA-templated transcription. The coding region runs from base 401 to 1213 and encodes 270 amino acids. Lineage: Eukaryota; Viridiplantae; Streptophyta; Magnoliopsida; Solanales; Solanaceae. The record is from RefSeq and is a predicted model, not a curated record. Gene Ontology annotation, cellular component: nucleus.